Molecule: messenger RNA, 991 nt
Organism: Pomacea canaliculata
Lineage: Eukaryota; Metazoa; Mollusca; Gastropoda; Architaenioglossa; Ampullariidae
Product: angiopoietin-related protein 7-like
Exons: 6
Coding region: 9-809 (266 amino acids)
Source: RefSeq, a predicted model, not a curated record
AAAAGUCCAUGUGCUUUGUAAACAGGUGCCGCUGUCGACCUGGGUUCUUCUUCUCAACACGUGACUACACGUGCUCUGAGACAUGCAGACCACGUGACCUACAAGACACCUUUAUGGAGUAUUCUGAAAGCGGAAUAAAAGGACAUAUUCUCGCCAUUCAAGAUGGAACAAACCUGAAAACAUGCAAGAAAAUGUGUGUCAGUACUGAUCAUUGCUUAACCUUUGACUUCAGAGACACAGGAGGGCGCUGUGUGCUUCAUGAUGUGACGUCACGUGAGGCUGUGUCAGGAUGGUUUCCUCUGACCAGUACAGGGUGGACUCACUACCAGAGAACUUGCCUGAAGUCAGCCGCCUCCUACCCGGGUCCAACCUGGUACAACUCGUCUUGUACCCAAGACACGGACUGUCCUGACCCAUUCAGCCUCUGUUCGUCGGGCAGGUGUCUGUGUAAACUGGGCGCCAUUUCUUCUGUACAGGAAGUCACGUGUCGUGCUGCAGAAUCGUGCGGCGAAUGGCAGAAGGCAGGAGCCAAGUCUGGUGCGCACUUCAUUCGACUGAAAGACAAGAACGAGACGAGUAGAGUGUGGUGUGACAUGGACUCCAGUGGCGGAGGUUGGCUGGUGUUCCAGAGACGUCGUGACGGGUCAGUGGACUUCUACAAGAACUGGACUCAGUAUGAAGACGGCUUUGGUGACAUCACCGGGGAGUUCUGGCUGGGUUUAUCAAGGCUUCACACCCUGACCAAAGGGAGACCCACCCGAUUGCGUGUAGACCUCAGAGAUGUGGAAGGACAUCGUCACUACGCUUAGUACUCGACAUUCAGGGUGGACGGUCCUGAGACAAACUACAGACUGACCGUGUCCGGCUACUCGGGUGACGCGGGUACGUGACCUUUAGACAGUAACAUAAACUUAGUAGCAUGCAGCUGUCUAACUAGUCGGGUAUCUCCCGGUAUUCCAGGAACUUAGAGCAGGACACAGACAUGAAGGUG